Molecule: messenger RNA, 2061 nt
Organism: Closterium sp. Naga37s-1
Lineage: Eukaryota; Viridiplantae; Streptophyta; Zygnematophyceae; Desmidiales; Closteriaceae
Source: the annotation of a GenBank genome assembly
AUGCUCAUCUGGCUCAUCGAGUGGUGGGGCCGCGUCGAGGUCCGGCUCUACGGCGAUCCCAAGGAUCACGCAUAUUACGGCAAGGAGAGCGCCUUGUGUGUGAGCAACCACCGCAGCGACGUUGACUGGGCCAUCGGCUGGGUUUUCUCCCAGAGGUGCGGCUGCCUUGGAGGCACGCGGGCGUUGAUCAAGGAGGAGGCCAAGUGGAUGCCUGUGAUUGGCUGGUCCAUGUGGUUCUCCGAAUACCUCUUCAUCGCCCGUAACUACGCCACCGACCAACGGAGAAUACUCGACGGCUAUGCGCGGCUGCGCAGCUUCCCGCGGUUCUUCUGGGUGGCGCUGUUCAUGGAAGGCACGCGCUUCACACCUGAGAAGCUCAAGGCGGCGCAGGAAUACGCCAAGGAGGCGGGGCUACCCAUCCCCCGCCACGUGCUCGUGCCCCGCACCAAGGGCCUGGUGAUGUCAGUGGAGCAGAUGCGGGGCCAUGCGGGGGCUAUCUAUGACUUCACCGUUAACUACCCCGUGGGGAAGAACCCCCCAACGUUCGCUAACAUUUUCAAGCGCAAGGCCUCGCAGAUUGACGUGUACUAUGAGCGGGUCCCCAUGGACCAAAUCCCUCAGGAUGCAGAGGGCAUCUCCAAGUGGUGCCAAGAAUCAUUCGUGAAAAAGGACAAGAACCUGGAUUAUUAUGUUGAACACAAUGGCUUUGAUGAGAAGCUGAGGCUCAACACAACCAAGUGUCCGAAAAGCAUUCUGCACACGUGCUUCUGGACGGUUUUAAACUUUGUGGUGUAUGGCUGGAUCUUCACUCGGAACUUAUCAUCGAUUACCUUCACAUGGGCAACUCUUGGAUGGAUCGCUGUCGGUGUGGCUGCUGUACUCGCGGUCGUUCAGGUGCUUCUCAGGUUUACCCAAUCAGAGCACUCCACACCGGCAUCUCGCCUUAAUCGUGCUAACGUGAACGGACAUGAGGCACCCGCGCCAUCCGCUCCAGAGCCGCCGAAACCCAAAGAACCAGAGAAGCCUCCGCCCGCGCAGGGCGAGGCCGCGCUGAUGGGGCUGGACAUUCCAGCAGCGCCGUUUGAGCUGCGCACGUUCAAGUUCAAGGAGCUGCACAAGGCCACGCAGGCCUUCAAAGAGCCCGACAACGUGCUGGGAGAAGGCGGGUUCGGCAAGGUGUACAAGGGGUUUCUCAAGGACUGGGAGGGCAGCAAGGACGCUUUUCCCAUCGCUGUCAAGAAGCUUAAUCCGAACAGCUUCCAGGGCAAACAGGAGUGGCUGGCGGAGAUUCUGCUUCUGGGUCGCGUGCGCCAUCAGAACCUGGUGAAGCUUCUUGGAUACUGCGCGGAGAACGGGGAGGGUAUGCUGGUGUACGAGUUUCUAGGCAAGGGCAGUCUGGACUACCACCUCUUCCCUGAGCCCAAGGAGGACGACCCCACGCCCCCCACGCCGCUCCCAUGGGAGGUGCGGCUGCGCAUUGCGCUGGAUGCUGCUGCAGGCCUGGCGUACCUGCAUGAGAACAACGUGAUUCACCGCGACUUCAAGGCCCCUAACAUCCUGCUUGACGAUGACUGGUCCGCCAAGCUGACGGAUUUCGGGCUGGCCAAGGGGGCAGACACGGACCAAACCCACGUGACGACGCGCAUCAUGGGCACCAUGGGGUACCUCGACCCCAAGUACAUGGAAACCGGCCAGCUCACCCGCAAAUCCGACGUCUACGCCUUCGGAGUUAUGCUCCUCGAGCUCCUCACAGGGAAACGCGCCAUGGAUCAGACCCAGCAGGGCAUGCCGCCUCUCACGGCCUGGGCACAGCAGUAUUUGAACCAGCGCAAGCCGGAUAUCGGUGCGUUGGUUGACCCGUGUCUGCUGGACCAGUUUACGACGAAGGCGGCGCAGCGGGCGGCGCAUAAGUUGGCAAUUUCGGCGAAGCAUUGUAUUGAGGAGGAUCCGAAUCUGCGGCCGCUGAUGAGUGAUAUGGUGGAGACGCUUCGUCCCCUCGUGGCGGCGGCACAGGAACAGUCCGCUGCUGCUGCUGCCAGUGCUGGAGGGGGCGGGGAGUAG